Messenger RNA from Mercenaria mercenaria, 1231 nucleotides. RefSeq names its product epidermal growth factor receptor-like. The annotation marks the transcript as partial. The transcript is spliced from 8 exons. NCBI's taxonomy places the organism in Eukaryota, Metazoa, Mollusca, Bivalvia, Venerida, Veneridae. The record is from RefSeq and is a predicted model, not a curated record.
UGACAAACCGUCAAUUUAAAUGCAAAAUUUGUAAUUGUACUUGUUUUUAUUCGGAGAUUUUAUAAUGUAUAAAUGCGCUCAUGAAAAGGGAUCACUUGGAUAAAUUUCCUAAAUAGUACACUAAGACAAUUUAAGUAUGUUUGAAACAUGGCUCGGUGGAUGUGUAGAUGUUUUUGGAUCGUUACAGUGGUGUGUCUUGUAGCCGUACAUUGCAGUUUAGCUGACGCGCAAAACGGUACAUAUAAUUCAUCAUGUACUGUGAAUAGCGACUGUCAGGUGGGGUCGGGGCUCGUUUGUCUGCAAGAGGAGUGUACCUGUGAUUAUUCUUAUUUCUAUGACAAAAAAGAAUUAAGAUGCAAGAAAGUGUGCAAAGGAACGCCAGAGGGUUUAGCUGAAAACAGAGGUUACGACUACCAUUAUGUCGUGUAUAAAGAGCUGUUCACAAAUUGUUCAUAUGUUAACGGAAACCUUAAGAUAACUGAUUUAGACGGCUCUUUUAACCUCGGAUUUCUAAAAGAUAUCGAAGAGAUUUACGGAUAUUUGUAUGUUUCAAAUGUGAACUCGAGCUACCUAAACCUUACCAAAAUGAGAAUCGUACGAGGAAAUGAAAUGUACGAAAUGAUGGGUACCCAUUUCAGUAUUCUAAUCUCUAGAAGUAAGUUGUUGGAACUUCAGUUUAAACGUUUGACGGAAAUUACCAAGGGCAACGUGUGGUUCUGGAGAAACGACUUGUUGUGUUUUGUUGACACCAUAAACUGGAAAGACACUGCUCCAAAUUCUUUUUUGGAUACCUGUCAGAACAACGUACUACAGUGUCCACCAUGCCAAGAAAACUGUUACAAAAAUGCAACACAAUCUGGUCAAUGUUGGGGGAGUUCACCAGAUAUGUGUCAGAAUUUGAACUAUAUUAAGGAAGUAUGUGUUGAAGAAUGUGGGGGACGUCGAUGUUUUGAAAGUGACAAGAACAUAUGUUGUCAUGCUGAAUGUGCGGCGGGUUGUACUGGUCCUUUGAACACAGACUGUCUGGCUUGCAGGAAUUUCUACAAUGACGACGGAACAUGCCGUGCAAGUUGUCCAGAUGGUAGAUAUACACUUGGCUCUCUGUGUGUUAAGGUUUGUCCAGAUUAUAUGGAAAAGAAAAAUGGUGCCUGUGUGAUCCAAUGUCCGGAGGGCAAAUACUUCAACACUACAACGAAUAUGUGUCGCAAAUGUAAUGGACCCUGUUUUAAAA